AUGCACUCGACGACUGUCUCCACAUCAUCAUCGAAUGGAACCUCUCCUUCUUCUGAAGCUUUGAGUUAUUAUCCAUCAUUGGCCUUGAUCAACGCCGCUACUGCUUCGACUUUUCACUUCCCAACGACACUUUCAACUGCCACCAUUCAUGUCACCACUCAAUUCUCGUUCAGUACAAAAUUGAAACGAAUUGAACCCACUCUCUCUGAAAUGCAUCAUCACUCUCUUUCCCUGGAAACAGACCCUUCAGAUGAAAACUCUUCCAAUGACGCUGCGAGUCAAUUCAAUGUUGUGUUAAAUUCUUCAUAUUUAGAACUCUCUCAACAACAACCUCUCCAGUCGCCGUGGUCAUCCUCAGGAGCUUCUCUCAUGUUUACCAAUUCCGCACUCCAUUCGAUAUUUCGAAACUCUGUUCAACGAUCAAAUUCGAACUCGAAUUCUUCUCGAGCGGAAAUGCAUUCUUGGGAUGUGUUACCUGAAAUGAUGCCCAUGGAUGAACAGUGUGUGGCCAUGCUCGAACGAUUCACAGAAAUGACUGAAGAAGAGUUUGAACAACAAGUCAGAAUGUGUUGGAGUCCUUAA
Molecule: messenger RNA, 582 nt
Organism: Naegleria fowleri
Lineage: Eukaryota; Heterolobosea; Eutetramitea; Acrasida; Naegleriidae
Exons: 1
Coding region: 1-582 (193 amino acids)
Source: RefSeq, a predicted model, not a curated record